Molecule: messenger RNA, 1971 nt
Organism: Debaryomyces fabryi
Lineage: Eukaryota; Fungi; Ascomycota; Pichiomycetes; Serinales; Debaryomycetaceae
Product: WD40 repeat domain-containing protein
Exons: 1
Biological process (GO): protein secretion
Cellular component (GO): endoplasmic reticulum membrane
Molecular function (GO): guanyl-nucleotide exchange factor activity; GTPase activator activity; protein binding
Source: RefSeq, a predicted model, not a curated record
AUGUCCACUAAAGAGUCGGGUCUUAUAGACGUUGGAUAUCCUAUAUAUGGGGCAAAAUUCGUUAACAAUAAGACCAUAAUUGUUACCGGAGGAGGUGGAGAAGGUAACAACGGUAUUCCUAAUAAGAUCACGGCUGUCAAAUGCAGUUUGAAGAUAUCGGAUAAGACUAAAAGAUUACAGAAGUUCCGUGAGAUUGUAUUGCCUAAGAAUGAAGAUUCGCCAAUGUGUUUGGAUAUUGCUAAGGAUUCGGCAGACAACGAGGACAAUUUUUCGGUUUUUGUUGGGUGUAAUCAAUCGACGCAGUUGUUGAAGUCGAUGAAUAUCAAUAAUAACUUGCGGAAGUAUGUGUUUACUAGUGAGGAGCACCUAAGAUUUGUAGACGCAGCUCAAUUGGAGGAGGAUAUUAGUGGCGAAGGGGUAGGAGAAUAUCCCAAGAUCGUCUGUUUGUCAUCUCAUAACUCGGUGGGUUGUUUGAUGACAUCCAGAAACCCCUCUGUCAUAUACAUCUUCAAUCCAGACUUAUUAGAGCUUAACUUCAAAUUUAGACCUGAAAGGGAUGUCGAUAUCUUGGACUUUCACUUGAGCCCAGGUGACGAUGGAAAAACGUUAUGCUACAUAACGGCGUCAUCCAUCGAGACCGUAUCAACAGUCACAGGAAAUACAAUAUCAUCUGCCAAUUCAGUAUCCAAUAAAGCAUUAGCUAAAUAUAAUCUUUCGAAGGUCAGAUUCAUUGACGAUUCGAAUAUCAUUUUGACUGCCAGCUUGAAAAAUGGCAAGGGUGUAUCAAUCUUCCAGUAUUCCAUUCCUGAUAAGAAAAUUAUCAAGCAGCGUGAUGUCUCUACUAAAAUAAAAGGUAUAACUGCAAUGGAUAUCUCUCUCUCGCAAGGCCUUGUGGCGUUAGCAGGGAAUGAUACUUCUAUUACGGUUCUUAGAUUGUCAGAUUUUAAAACUAUCAAAACUUUCACCAAGUUGCACAGCUUUGCGAUAACAAAAGUUGCGUUUUCUCCAAGUGGAACAAAACUCGCAUCGGUGAGUGCAGCCAAUACACUUCACGUUAUGAAAAUUCCCUCUAAUUAUUCAAAUGGUAAGUCUAUUAUUGGCACCCUAGUUAAUUACAUUUUUAUGGCAGUUAUUGCUUGUUUAGUUGCAGUCUUCUUACAAAAGUGUUAUGAAAAUGGCCAAUUGGAACAGCUUUAUGACUUAUCUAGUCAUUAUGGUCAAGUAGGCUUUAAGCUUGCCAAUGAAUAUGGAGUUGCAGGUUACCAAUUCGUUAAAGAGAAGAUACGAGGCGAAAAUGUCGAUGGUGACGAUACCACAAAGCAAUACUUUAAAAUGGACGAAUGGGAUGAAAAUGAGACUUCUCAGUCGACUAAAGUUUCUCUCACAAGUCUCGUAGAAACAUAUUCUACAGAAACCACUGAAAUUGCAUCAACUAUCGUACAAACUGAUAUUUCUUCUUCUGGUGAUAACAUAGAUAUUAGAGAUAUUACUAAGGAUAUUGAUGAAAUAACAAAAGGUAACGAUAUUAACACCGAAACAUUUUUUAAUGAUACAAAUAAUUACAUUGAACAAUCUACCAUCAUUAAUGCCCCAAAUGCUUCUAUGGGGAACAUUAUUGAGUCUACGGUUAUUGAGACAACUGAAUUGAAAGCUGCUGAAACUAAUCCUAUGACUGAGGAUGAUGAAACUGAAAUAUCCAAUGUUGCUACCGAAACUAACUCUAUUUUGACUGAAACCCUAGAUGCAUCUGAGGAAGAAAUACAAAAUAAUGUUACUCGUGAAGGCAAAGAUGCAGGUGAAGACUUAGUAACAGAUACUAACGAUAUCACGGAAGAUGAAGAAAAUGAAUUGGUUACGACUUCCGAAGCAGAAUUGAAAGCCGAUAUCGUUUCUGAUAAUGACGAUGGUUUUGAUGAGCCUAGCUCAGUUGAAUCUGAUAAAGAAGUAACUGUUGAUGAUGUUGAGUUAAAC